AUGUCAGCCAGCAUUACCAACACAAGCCUCAACAGUCCUGUCGCUGUCACAAUUGCGGCACAGGUAUCAACAACGCCAGCAUUGGCAAAGUUCGAUGCCGAGGAUCCUGCGACAACAGCACCCGCCGUGGUCGAUACCAUACGCCGUGACGGCGGUGUCAUUGUUAAGAACCUGAUCAACCAUGACUUAGCCAUGCAGAUAAAGCAAGAACUCAAACCGUACUUCGACAAUGACCGCAUUGAUCCAACAGGCUUCUUCCCGGAAACCACCAAGAGGGCGAGUGGAUUGGUUUCCAUCUCCCCUGGCUGUGUUGACUACUUGACUAAACCGCUGGUCAUCGACGUGGUCAACACAUUACUAUCGUCGACCUACUCUUUCUGGCUCGGUAAGAAGUUGAGGACAGUAACCUCUAAGCCACAAAUUUCUUCCACGACUGCGUUCAGGGUCAAUCCAGGUGGCCGAGCUCAGGAGCUUCACCGUGAUGAUGCGGAUCUACACCCACGUACCGCCGACUUUCCAGUGAUGCUUGGGUGCAUCGUGGCUAUUUCCAAGAUAACCAAGGAGAACGGAGCGACACAAGUCAUUCCUGGAUCUCACGUAUGGGGUCCUGAAAGGGCACCGGAGGUUUACGAAGCGAUCCCAGCUGAGCUCGAGAUUGGUGACGCCCUCUUCUUCUUGGGUAACACCUACCAUGGAGGGGGUGCCAACACAACAAAGGAUGAAGUCCGAGAGAAUGUCGGCCUCUUUUUCACCAAGGGAUUCUACCGGCAAAGUGAGAAUCAGUACUUGAUGGUGCCACCAGAAAAGGCCAGGCCUUUGUCGAAUCAGGUCAAGAGACUGCUCGGUUAUGGAAUCAGCCCACCUGGGAAUGGCUUCUACCAGUAUCAAGAUCCAAUGAGGGUGUUGUUUGGAGUUGAAGAUGAAGAGACUGUGGAUUUGUGA
Exophiala viscosa is the source of this 942-nucleotide messenger RNA. RefSeq lists its product as uncharacterized. The transcript is spliced from 3 exons. The record is from RefSeq and is a predicted model, not a curated record. Lineage: Eukaryota; Fungi; Ascomycota; Eurotiomycetes; Chaetothyriales; Herpotrichiellaceae. The coding region runs from base 1 to 942 and encodes 313 amino acids.